GGCAUUCCGCUCACUCAAAAUAUAACUUAGGACCGGAAAGCAUCCCAAAGCAGUCUAUUCGAAAAGCGGCGCGAGAAUCAGUUAUUCAGCACAGCACCAAAAUGGAGGAUUCUGGCGCCAUUUUAUGUCACAUCUCUCUUCUUAAAGAUAUGCUUGAUCAGGUAAAUGAAGAAAUCGAAGCCAGUUAUCAGAUUACUCGAGAAAUUGAAUCGGAGAUUGUAAAGUGUUGUGAGAUUGAGACGGAGUAUGCUGUCAAGGAAUCAGAGUUAACGAGGAAUUUGUAUCACUUGCAUUUCGAAAUUCACGGAUUAAUGGCUGUCACUUCUGAUUCGAUGGCUUCGAUUAAACGGUUAGAGGCAGAGCUCUCUUGUCUAAGGAUCAAACGAGAUGAAAUCUGUAAUGGAAUGGACAACAAGCGCGAAGAGUUUAUUUCAUCUUGCCUAAAAUUUCAGAAAGACAUUGACAAGGGAGAAAAUUGUGAAAUGAGGACUCUUUUGUCUGAAAAAGUAAAUCUUGAAAAUGAAAUAGAACUGUUAACUACGAAGAACAGUUCACUGCAAAAUUCUGUGUCAGCAUUUGUGGAGGAACUACUAGAAGAUCUUCGUAAUACCAACUCUGAGUGGGAAUCUAGAGAAUGAGAAAUUGCUCAAGGACAUCGAUGAACUGAAGGCCACACUUCUCUCAGUUAUUUCAAUGUGAUUGCCCCACUAUUAAUCAUUUAAGGAGUUGGUCCUUUUACUGGAUAUCUUUCCUGAUAUGAUAUUGUAGUUUAGAUGAUACAAGACGAAUGGAUUACGAAGCCAUUAUCCCUAACAUUUUUGUGAAUUAUUACAUUAAAUUGAAGUGUACCCAAAGUCUGGAAGUACUGAAAUUUAUUUUCACAAUUAGAUGCUCUGUUUUUUCUUAGUUAGAAAAAUAGAUGCUAUGUUUAUCUUCACCAGAAUAUAUUUUCAACAGAUUUUAGUUCUAGAAGGCUUUAUGGAGGCACUAUUGUUAGAAUAUGAAGAUUUAAGGGAUUUUUUUUAAAAAAAAGGGUAUACUACAUAUAGGGAUGGCCUUGGUUAUCAACCUUCUGAUAGUCUUUUUUUUCCCAUGUAAAUAGUUUAUUCUUUGUCAACUUAUGACUUCGCAUUCUUAGACUCUGUUCUAUGAGCAGGUGGCACAUGUAUGUUUUGGUUUAGUUUUUGGUGUCCCUACAAUAUUGCACGAUUUUUGGGAUUUUUACUUGAUUUUUUUUUUUGCCAGAAGGAUUUUUACUUGAUUAAUUGUAAUAUGAUUGUAGUCAUUUAUAGUUUUAUUACUGGGAAGAGUUUAAUUCAUCCUUUUCAGAUAGACAUACACAAAAAAAAAUAAAAAAUUGAAAUGAACACCGCUGUCUAGAAAAGUAAAACUUGAAAAAGAAAUAAAACUGUUAAAUGCAAAGAACAGUUUACAGCCUAAUUCUAUGUUACUUGAAGCUCUUCAUAUACCAAGUAGGGUAUAUUCUGCUAUUUAAUAUACAAUACUUCUUCUUUAAUUAUGCUAUGCUGUUCCUAGCUGGACUUCUAUGUUACUUGAAUAUCUUCACUAUACCAACUAGGGUAUCACAAUUUCUAUUUUUUGAUUAAGCUAUUUUGUUAGUAACUUUUCGAUUCAUGAGAAUUUCUUUUCAAUUAGCAGUAUUAGUUGAUGGCUAAAUUUAAGGCAUUUGUACCUAGCUCCAUACUUCUUUUAUGUAUGAGUAGUUUCUACAGCCAUUCUGAUUGUGUUAUGAAUAUAUAACACAUUUUCCUUCUAUCUUGCAAUUUUAGAUAUGGUUUAUAAUAUUGGCACUAAUUAUAUAAGCCUUUUGUUAUGUAAGCCCUCUUGAUCGACAAAACAUGCAUCCCAUACUCAGUACAUCUGCAAAUUAGAAAAGCAAACAUAAUUAAUGUAAAAUUUGCACAUAAAGGUCAUUUAAAUGUCUCAGGUUGAGCUAGUCGUAUAAUUUUCCUGAGCUCCAUUAAGCAAUAUUUUGAUAUCCGUAAAGCCUCUCAUA
Molecule: messenger RNA, 2017 nt
Organism: Daucus carota subsp. sativus
Lineage: Eukaryota; Viridiplantae; Streptophyta; Magnoliopsida; Apiales; Apiaceae
Exons: 5
Coding region: 102-638 (178 amino acids)
Source: RefSeq, a predicted model, not a curated record